AAAUUUGGAAGGUAAUGAGCUGGAGGAAAUUGAAUUAGAGUUGAAACGUGUAUAUUGUAUUAGAAAUGGCAUGGCCACCUUCUACCCACUAGCGACUAGGUCCGCCUCCAAAAGUAGGCUGACACAGGACAACUUAAGGAACAGCACAUAAGCAAGUGACCGGACAAAUAAUGGCUCUGUCGUUGGUCUCUCCGGCCAUCGGAGUUGAGAAACUCAGAAAGUUGAGGAGGGGUUUUGGGGCUUUAGUCUGUGGGGCUUAUGGAAAUGGUAAUGGUAAUGGUAAUGGUAAUGGCGAUGAGGUGUUUCCGUCUUUUCUUCCUAAACAAGUUGAGAAAAUCAAGGACCCAUUUGCUCGAUCUUUGGCUCAGAGGAUCCAGAGGCUUCCCGUGCAGAUUGGGUCAUCUGGAAGUUGCAUAAUGAGUAGCUGUGUGAAACCAGUGAUACGAAGUAACAGUAAUCCAGUGGUUCUCCUUCACUGUUUUGACAGUUCUUGUUUAGAAUGGAGAUGCACAUAUCCCUUGCUGGAGGAGGCUGGUUUGGAGGCUUGGGCUGUGGAUGUUCUUGGAUGGGGUUUCUCUGAUUUAGAAAGGCUUCCACCAUGUGAUGUGGCAAGCAAGCGUCAUCACCUCUACCAGCUAUGGAAGUCCCAUAUUAAAAGGCCAGUCAUAUUAGUUGGACCAAGCCUUGGCGCUGCUGUAGCAAUUGAUUUUGCAGUCAAUUAUCCGGAAGCUGUUGAGAAGCUGGUUUUGAUAGGUGCAAGUGUGUAUGCAGAAGGCACAGGCAAUCUAUCAAAGUUAUAUAGACCAUUGGCCUACGCUGGGGUUUCUUUAUUGAAGAGCUUCCCACUGCGAUUAUGUUCAAAUUUGUUAGCCUACAAGAGCAUUUCAUUUGCAACAAGCUUUGAUUGGACCAAUGUGGGCCUCUUACACUGUCUAUUACCUUGGUGGGAAGAUGCAACAGUUAAUUUUAUGAAAAGCGGGGGCUAUAAUGUUAUUGCCCAAAUAAAACAGGUCAAGCAAAAAACACUUGUCAUCUGGGGUGAGCAUGAUCAAAUUGUCAGCAACAAGCUUGCAAUGAGAUUGCAACAUGAACUGCAAGAUGCAAUUAUGCAUCACAUACCAGAUUGUGGUCAUCUCCCUCACCUUGAGAAGCCCAACUCUGUCGCCAAGUUGAUUGCAGAUUUCGCUCAAGGUGAUCGCUGCCAAGAAGCUCAUUUCAAUAAUUUUAAGCAUGUCAAGAGGCCCAACUCUGUUGUCGAGUCAAUUACAGAUUUGACUAGAGGUUAAUGCUGCUAGGAAGCCUAUUUGCUUCCUGAUGAUGAUGAUCUUAUUUCUCAUCCUACUAUGUAUAUAGGCAUCAAGGGUCACUGUGAUCUUUUUUGCAACGACUGUGAUAGUGUCUUCACCCAAUUUAUAUGUUAUAUAGAAAUGAAGGUGUGCUAAAGAUCAUUUUCUAUCAACUAUCUACUUGGUUUUUCAAUUCUCA
This is a messenger RNA of Vitis riparia (riverbank grape), 1485 nucleotides long. RefSeq names its product 2-hydroxy-6-oxononadienedioate/2-hydroxy-6-oxononatrienedioate hydrolase-like. NCBI's taxonomy places the organism in Eukaryota, Viridiplantae, Streptophyta, Magnoliopsida, Vitales, Vitaceae. The record is from RefSeq and is a predicted model, not a curated record. Gene Ontology annotation, molecular function: catalytic activity. The coding region runs from base 171 to 1286 and encodes 371 amino acids. The transcript is spliced from 10 exons.